This is a messenger RNA of Caenorhabditis bovis, 339 nucleotides long. The record is from the annotation of a GenBank genome assembly. Lineage: Eukaryota; Metazoa; Nematoda; Chromadorea; Rhabditida; Rhabditidae.
AUGACAGGAUGCAAAAAAUUAUCUUCCACUUCUAAAGUUUGGAAGUAUGCGUCGAAAUCAGAUGAUAAUGCGACGGUUAAGUGCAAAUUUUUCGAGAAACAUCUGCCAUAUAAAGGAUCGACAACUUCGAUUUUGUACCACCUCAAUAAUAUGCAUGGUGAGGAGAUGGAAAAAACUAAAAAGCUCAAAAAGAAAAAGGAAAGAAGCUUCUCAUCCGAUCAGGCUGACAAUGCUCCAACUUUAGAAGAUGCUGCAUUGGAAUUGGCCAUUUUAGUGGGAUCUCGACAAUGCCGAAUGGCGGAUCAGCUGCCAACAUUGGAGAACGAAUUGGGAAUCUAA